Messenger RNA from Quercus robur (English oak), 1896 nucleotides. RefSeq lists its product as uncharacterized. Gene Ontology annotation, biological process: negative regulation of translation; mRNA catabolic process. Gene Ontology annotation, cellular component: CCR4-NOT complex. Bases 169 to 1476 code for a protein of 435 amino acids. The record is from RefSeq and is a predicted model, not a curated record. The transcript has 12 exons. NCBI's taxonomy places the organism in Eukaryota, Viridiplantae, Streptophyta, Magnoliopsida, Fagales, Fagaceae.
GUCAGUGGCAGUAGCAGAUAAAAAGAGUUUCCGCGCCGUCCGAGCGUGCGUACGUGCGGUUUAGGUUUACCUAUACAUACAUAAUAACUCGGAAGAGAAGAGGAGAAGAGAAGUGAGAUCACAAGAAUUCUUUCAUUCUCUCAAUCUCUGUUUGUUAAACAGAGGAAUAUGAUGAAGACGCUGAACGCAGAUGAGUCGAAGACGCUUUACGCUCUCCUCAAAUCGGAGCAAAGUCCGAUAGAUGAGAUCGCCGCCGACUUCAACUCCAAGUUCCCUCGCGCUCGCCACUUCGUUGCUUGCUCCUCCCUCGUCCUCCUUUUACAGGACAAAAAGCUGCUUCAUUCAACUCAGCGUUUGGUUGCAUUUGCUAUUCUUCAUCAGACUUAUGCCUCCCAGAAAUCUUCUGCGAACCCUUUUAUAAAUUUUAUUAUCAAUACUGCAUCGGAUGAUGAAGGUGAAAAAUAUGAGAGGGCAUUUAUUCUCCAGUUGCUAGGCUCUGAUGGCUCGAGUAGUGGCAAAGAGUUUCUUAAACAGUCUGUUGCAGAUUACAUCCAAGGAUUUGAUCCUUCCAUGCAUUCUUUUCCGCAAUGUGAACAGUUGCAGCAGCAGUAUUGUGAUAAAAUUCAUCCAGAACCACAUAAUUGCUUAUUUAAGGAUGGUUCAGUGAAAAGUGUGGUGCCAGACCCUGAUGUACCCAGCGGUUGUGAUGCGAACUCAAUAGAGUUUGACUUGCAACCUGGGGCCAAACCCAUACUUGGAUCUGGAGAUAGAGAAGAAACAGUAAUUGGGUUGUUGCGGAAUUUGUCACUGGAAGGGUUAGGUCCUCAGUGGAUCAGGCCUUUUCCACCAAGGCUUCCAGUACAGGAGGGGGAGCUAGUGUGGCUCAACCCUGAUGACAAUCAUGAACUGUUAUGGGACUAUGGCAUGUGUGUUGAUACAAGUAGAGGGGCAGCAGUGAGGGACUUAAUUGCAAAAGCUUUGAAGGGACCACUUGUUCCUCCACAACAAGAGCAAGUCCUGGUGGAGUUGGUGAACGACCCCAAGCUUGUGUAUCAUUGUGGACUGACACCGAGAAAGUUGCCAGAACUGGUGGAAAAUAAUCCUCUAAUUGCAGUUGAACUUCUCACCAAGUUGAUACAUUCCCCUGAAAUUAAUGAAUACUUUACGGUGCUUGUCAAUAUGGACAUGAGUCUACACUCAAUGGAAGUUGUUAACAGGCUUACAACAACAGUUGAACUCCCCUCUGAGUUCAUACGCAUCUACAUAACUAACUGUAUAUCAUCUUGUGAGAACAUCAAGGAUAAGUACAUGCAGAACAGGCUUGUCAGACUUGUAUGUGUUUUCCUACAAAGUCUUAUCCGAAAUAAUAUCAUCAAUGUUAAAGAUCUUUUCAUUGAAGUCCAAGCCUUCUGCAUUGAAUUCUCGCGUAUUAGGGAAGCAGCUACAUUGUUUAGGCUUCUCAAGUCCUUGGAAUAAAUUAAUUCUAGUUUUCUUGGGUCAAUUAACUAGCUUUUUCUAUUCUUACUCCCUACUUGUAGAUAGUAACAUUAUCAUUUAGUUGCAAAUAGUGUUCAUUUCUUCUUAUCACUUUUGUUGGUCCGCUUCAUAUUGGUGUACUAAUUUAUGGCUAAAAAUAAUGAGACGAGUCCGUUGGCAUUCAUGUUGGUAAAUCUCCUCCCAUAUUUAGCCUUCACUCACUGUUUUGAGUUUGUUACGGUCGCACCAUAGCUGUUAAUGCAAUGAAUGAUGAUUCACUUUACUCUAUACACUGUAAGAGAGAGGGAGGUAUGUAUUUGUUGUAUGAGAUAAUUAUUGGUAUUUUAGGGGGGGUAAGGAGUAUUUUACCUUGUAUAUUAAUCAUUGAUCAAUGCUAGCAAAAGCAUAAUACUUUUUAUA